AUGGAUUUAUCUUUAUUUAAACUUCUUCGUUCAUUCCUACUCGUUUUAUUUUUGGCAAUUUUUGAAUAUAAACGUGGUUCAUUUACAUUAUCCGGUGCAAUAACUGGUUUUAUACUUUGUUUCAUAAUUACUUAUUCAAAUAUUGUUUUUCAAUUUGUUAUGUUCACACUUGUUAUAAGUAGUUCAUUUGCUACACGUUAUAAAUCGGAUUUUAAACAAUCAAAAAUUAACGAAGAUGAUCGUCAAGUAGAUUAUAAGAAAUAUAAAAAAAUUGCACGUGAUCAUAUUCAAGUGUUAUGUAAUGGUGCUAUUGCAUGUAUUUAUGCAUGUGGUUAUUGUUGGAAAACAAAUUACUCUGGUCUUUCAUUACCAAUCGAUAAUAAACAUGAAUCAACUAUUUAUUCAAUUGGAUUUCUUUUCACAAUUGCUUGUUGUUGUGCAUCCGAACUUGGUACAGUAUUUGCUAAAGGCAAUCCACGUUUACUUACAAAUCCAUUUCGAACUGUACCAACGGGAACAAAUGGUGGAAUAUCUUCAGCUGGAUGUUUAGCUAGUCUUUUUGGUGGUUUUCUUAUUGGUAUUAGUUAUAUUAUUGGUAAUGCAGUAUUUUGUCGAUCGGAUUAUUUAAUAAAUACAUCAAUGAUAAAUAUUCAAUUAAUUUUUUAUUGUACAUUAUUCGGUCUUCUCGGUUCAUUGAUUGAUUCAUUAUUAGGUGCAGCUUUACAAUUUAGUGGUUAUGAUAGAGAACGUAAUGUUACCGUACAGAAACCUGGUCCAUCCGUUGAACGAAUCUCGGGUUACAAUAUAUUAUCGAAUAAUCAAGUGAAUCUACUGUCAUCAUUCCUUACAUCGAUUCUUGCUAUAUGGAUUAUACCACGCAUUAUAUACUGA
Adineta steineri is the source of this 891-nucleotide messenger RNA. Lineage: Eukaryota; Metazoa; Rotifera; Eurotatoria; Adinetida; Adinetidae. The record is from the annotation of a GenBank genome assembly.